AUGAAGUUCCUUGCCUCUCUUGCCCUGUUGGCGUCUACUGUGGCUGCUAGCCCUAUGCUGUACCCCCGCCAGUCCAGCAACUCCACCCAGUCCUUCUACCUCAAGACCUCGGGCGCUUCCAACGAUAACCACAACAACCUCUACGUUUAUGCCUACCACACCGGUGCGGGAUUCAACGAUGCCGUGCUGACCUCGGAUGUCGGAACGGCCAGCCCGGCCUUCCUCAACGGCACCCACACCCAAUUCGACCUGGGAACUUCCUUCCCUUGGGGAUUCAAGAUGGGCGUCCAGAACAACUAUGCAGCAUGGGAGUCUGUCCAGAUCAAUGUUGGAUACGGCGAUGAUGAUUUCGCCAUUGGCACUACCGGUCUGGAGUGGUCGGCACAGGAUGGCUUCGGAGGCUGGCUAGUGUGCGAUUGGUACCCAACGCACCCCAGCUCUUCUACAUCUACCGCUACGAAGAGCCCACUAUUCCUUCCUCCUGCAGCACUGUCGACCUGA
This is a messenger RNA of Aspergillus niger, 501 nucleotides long. RefSeq lists its product as uncharacterized. The transcript has 2 exons. NCBI's taxonomy places the organism in Eukaryota, Fungi, Ascomycota, Eurotiomycetes, Eurotiales, Aspergillaceae. The record is from RefSeq and is a predicted model, not a curated record. Bases 1 to 501 code for a protein of 166 amino acids.